Messenger RNA from Cornus florida, 1344 nucleotides. RefSeq lists its product as uncharacterized. Gene Ontology annotation, molecular function: nucleic acid binding. The annotation marks the transcript as partial. The record is from RefSeq and is a predicted model, not a curated record. Gene Ontology annotation, biological process: DNA integration. The transcript has 5 exons. Lineage: Eukaryota; Viridiplantae; Streptophyta; Magnoliopsida; Cornales; Cornaceae.
CCAAAUAUGAAGGAAGUUGUCAUGAAGGAGGUUGUGAAACUUCUAGAUGCAGGAAUCAUUUAUCCUAUCUCUGAUUCCAAAUGGGAGACUCCAUUUAUCUUUGAUGAAGCAUGCCUAAAUGCUUUUCAUCAACUUCGUACUCUUCUAUCAUUCGCUCCCAUCAUGCAACCUCCAAAUUGGUCAUUACCAUUUGAGAUUAUGUGUGAUGCUUCCGACUUCGCAAUGGGUGCUGUUUUGGGGCAAAGGGUAGGUAAACUACCAUAUGCUAUAUACUAUGCGAAAUUUGACUUUGAAAUCAAGGAUAAAAAGGGCUCCGACAAUGUCGUUGCCGAUCAUCUGUCUAGAUUAAUGGUUGAAUCUUCUCCAAAUCUUGAAAUUCAUGAAUCAUUUCCGGAUGAACAACUCUUUCAAAUCUCAAAUGGGACGUUGCCUUGGUUCGCCGACAUUGUUAAUUAUCUUGUAACCGGCAAACUUCCCAUUACUUGGUCAAAACAAGAAAAGGACCGAUUCUUUGCUACCAUCCGGAAAUACUAUUGGGAAGAUCCCAUUCUGUUUCGUUAUUGCCCGGAUCAAAUCAUAAGAAGAUGUGUGCCGGAAAGUGAAGUUCCGAGCGUCCUAGCGUUUUGUCACACACUUGCUUUUGCCGUUGAUUAUGUUUCAAAGUGGGUUAAGGCUUGUGCUACCAAAAUGAAUGACCACUCCGUGGUAAUUGCAUUCGUUAAAUCAAAUAUCUUUGCUCGUUUUGGUAUGCCAAGGGCUAUGAUAAGUGAUGGAGGAAAACAUUUCUGUAAUCAAUUCUUGAAGCAACUUUUCUUGAAAUACUCCGUCACACAUAAAGUGGCCACUCCCUACCAUCCCCAAACAAGUCGAUCAAGGCUGUUUCGGCCUUUAUUUUUUCGGCGUCAGAUCUGGGUCACGGCUAUUUCAUAUGCCGGCGAGACCCAGCAGUGGAUUCGCAGCUGGGUUCAUCUUUCCGGCGAUCUGUUUCGUCAUCCGAUGACGCGGUUGUUCGUUGCUUUCCGGCGUCGCAUCUGGGUUCGUCUUUCCGAUGCCGUUUGCCAUUUUCUGGGUUCGUUAGCCGGUAAUUCCGGCUGGUGGGUUCGCGGCUCGUUAUUCUCCAGCGAGGUCGCGGCUGCAUCGGCAUCAUAUUCCAGCGAUCUCGGCUUCAUCGGCGUCCCUUUUCUUCCAGCGAUCGCGGCUGGUUUACGGCUGCAUCGGCGUCGUCUCUCCAGCGAUUGCUGCUGGUUCGUCCAACGGCAUAGCGGCUGGGUUCUUCUCCGAUCGCUGCUGGGUCGCUGUUCUCCGGCGAAUUUCGGUUGCGUCUCGCCGGCGGCUUUUGAUUAG